GUCCCUGACUAAUAAGUGUAAGUCGCUGACGGAUAAAAGUGUGUGCUAAGUGUAAUGUAAUAGUAUGUAUUCCAAUACACCUGACCUGCCCUUCUCCCUAACACAGACACAAAGAUGCAGAGACAUGCAUUUAAAACACACAAAACAUGUUAAGCAUUGUAUAAUACUAUCAUAUUUCCCUAUUACUGUAAAUUAUAUAGGCUACUUAAUGCGAAUUGUCUUCCCAUCUUGCCCAAUUUAUUUCACAUGUUGGAACUCUUUCUCUUAGUCUUACCAUUAUCAUCCUAUAAUUGUAUUUGCUCUAAAAGUGUAGUACUGUACAUAGCCUACAUAGUACAUAGUUUACAUAGGCCUAGUUGAAUUAAAGUCUUUGUACACUUGCCUGUUUUUAUGAAGAUGUAAAUAAAUUCUUUGGCAUACAAACCGGUUAUCGAGUACCUUAAAUCCCUAGUUUUCUUUUAACAUCUGGGCUGGUCCCUAAUUCUGCGACGUGACGCAGCGUCUUGCUCUGAACAACACCCCUAUUACGCGCCGGGGCAAAUGACAGCUCCGCUAUUCCUGCACUGGAUGGAGAUUUAGAAACAUCGCACAUCCCUCGCUGUCUUCAAAAUACGGGCCACAAUGGGGAGGCGGUCGUGUGUGUGUGGUGUGACCCGCCCCGCUCUCUGGUCACUGCUUCUAGUGACACUGCUGCUCUGCGACCCGACAUGGGCGGGCUUUGGCAAGGGGAAGGGAGGCGGCAGCUCAAAGCCAUCGUCAGGCGGCUCAAGGACGUCGCACAACAAACCUGCCGCCACCUCGCCCAGGACACCCAAGACCCACGGGGGCGGCAGCAACUGGGGAGCCACGAGCCAUGGGGGCAGCCAGCCCAAAAAGCCGGAUCCUUACCCUAAAGGGGGCGGUACCGGCACCAACACCAACCAGCAGCCUGGCAGAGCAGGAGGAGGCUAUGGUGGGAACACCAAUCAGCAGUACCCUGCCGCAGGGGGUGGUGGGCAAUACCCAGGUCAGGGGGGCACCAACUAUGGCAGGAACCCCAACCAGCAGUACCCAGGACAGGGGGGCACCAACUACGGUGGACAGCCCAACCAGUACCCGGGGCAAGGGGGCACAAAUUACGGACGGAAUCCCAACCAACAGUACCCAGGACAGUACCCAGGUGGUGGCCAGCCCAACCAAUACCCGGGGCAAGGUGGCACUAACUACGGCGGGAGGAACCCCCACCAACCCUACCCAGGCCAGGGUGGCACUCACUAUGGCGGGCAGCAGCCGUACCCAGGGCAAGGUGGCACCAACUACGGCCGGAACCCCUACCAACAACCCUACCCAGGACAGGGAGGGUAUGGACAGGGAGGGUAUGGGCAGGGGUAUGGGGGUGGUGGCUAUGGAGGAUAUGGAGCCGGCGGUUAUGGGGGUGGUGGAUAUGGAGGCGGUUACGGGUACCCGAACCAGAACCCCAACAAUAAGAUCCUGAGCCCGCGCUACGGCGGCGGCUUCAUGGGAGGCGGAGGAGGGUACGGCGGCGGCUCCCCCUUCUCCCGCUCCGUGCAGAGCAACGGCUACCAGCCCUCGGUGAAGUCGCAGGGCUUCGCCAAGAAGGCCAUGCUGGCGGCUGGCGUGGGGGCGGUGGCGGGCAUGGCGGUGGGCUACGGCAUCGGCCGCUUCCCCCGGCCGCACUUCGGCUUCCGCAGCCCCAUGGAGGAGCAGAACUACAACCGCUACAUGUACGAGCGCUACGGCGCCAAGUCCACCGACCAGAACGACUACCGCGACUACGUCUACAAGACGCCGCCCAAGGCCGACAAGAGCUUCCAGACCUACGAGCAGUACAUGGACACCUGCAUGAAGCGCACCGACCUCCUCAAGGAGCAGCAGGAGGAGAGCGGGAGCCCACAGAGUAGCAGGCUACAGGGUGAUCAGCCAACAGACUACCCCGAUGGUGGUAGUGUUGGUGGUGUUGGUGGUGGACCGAAAGACUCAGAGACGCAGAGCAAUCUACAGACGAAUCAAUCAAAGUCAAAGGAACCUGAUGGACCUAAAGAUGUAGCAGCCGCAUCCGGUAGUUUGGAGCCGAGUCUGCUGACCCAGCCCCCACCUAUCCCAGCUGCAGCAGCGGACAACAACGCUGCCACGACUCCAAGUCUCCCAGAGCAAGACGACGCAGUCACCGCUUCCUCUCCCAUCGCUAGUAGGAGGAGGAGGAAGAGACGCGCUGCCGAAAACGACAACGACAACAACAACAACGACGACCGGGAGGUGAGCAUCUCGAAGAUCGGCUACCCGGCAGCGGCGGGCAAUGCUGGCACAUCUUCAUGUGUCUUAGAGCAAGACGCCGUCACCGCUUCCUCUCCCGUCGCUAGUCGGAGGAGGAGGAGGAAGAGACGCGCCGCCGAAAACGACAACGACCAGGUGGUGAGCAUCUCGGAGAUCGGCUACCCGGCGCUGAUGGACCAGCUGAAGUCGCGCCGCUGCAUGGAGCUCUACAUGGUCUACUCGGAGAAGUACCUGCAGAAGGCCGAGGCCCAGCAGCAGGAGCAGGGGCAGGGGGGCGGCGACGGGAACAAGCCCCGAGGAGGAGCAGGAGCAGGGGGAGACGCCGGCCACUGGGGCAGACCUCUGGUGCUGCUGUUCACCACCACCGUCAUGCUGCUCAGUAGCAACGUUUUACUGCAGUGAGAGAGAGAGAGAGAGAGAGAGAGAGAGAGAGAGAGAGAGAGAGAGACAGACAGAGUGAGAGAGAGAGAGAGAAAGAGAGAGAGAGAGAGAGAGCGAGAAAGAGAACGAGAGGAAGAAAGUGUGUGUGUGCGUGCGUGUGUUUGUGGUGGAGUCCUGCAUUUUGUUACCAUUGUCAGGCUGCUUUGUAGUAUUAUCUUACUUACAUACAUGUAGUAAUAUCUUACUAUUGUGUUAAUAUCUUACUGCAGUGAGGCAAACCAGGGUUUGUGCGUGUGUGUGUGUGUGGGGGGGUGUGGGUGUGUGAGCGAGAUUAAGAGUUUGUUUGACAGAGAGAGUGUGUGUGUGUGUGUGUGAAUUGAUGUGCUCGUGUUAUGCAUAUGUUUGAGUGUGCAUAUGUAUAUCUGUAUUUCGGCCCCUGUAUGUGUGUAUAUGUAGGAAAGGGUGAGGAGAAGAGUUACUCCAUCCGUCCAUUUGAGCCCAGGUCUCUGGCGUACCACAAUGUGUUGCUCUGACCACCACACCAAAGAGCCAGGCUCAUUAGAAUGAAUGUCUGAGCGAACGGACAACCCCAUAAUGAAGGUCACACCAGAGAGAGUAGAGAGAGAGAGAGGUUCCGCUGGCCCAUUUUUUCCAGGUACUACAAUUGCAAAGAGGGGCUAAUCCCCUUUAGGCCUAAGGACUGUUCUAUUCAAUGCUAAGAGUAUUAAGACAUGCCCCUUAAGGCAGACCGGAACCUAGUCAUUUCAGGUGCCCAUAGCAACCUAUUACAUUGGCAUAUCUCUGGUCACACCAUCACAUUGCCCUUCCCCUUCCCAUAUCCUGGGGGUCCUUGAAUGACAUGGAAUUACGGCUCACAUGUGAUUGGGCCUCAAAUGGUCACAUGGUAAGCCAUAGGGAAGGAGAGUACUGUAGUGUUUUCCUGCCUGUGUUUGAACCUGGGCCUCAGAUGGGGAGGGGGAGAGAGAGAGAGAGAGAGAGAGAGAGAGAGAGAGAGAGAGAGAGAGAGAGAGAGAGAGAGAGAGAGAGAGAGAGAGAGAUUAAACAUUCUUAGGGACCGACAUGACCAAAUGGAUGGUAAAAUUAUCUUGAAUUGAUACCGUAUGUUUGUUAGUAUUGGACAGGGUGUUAUUGGAUUUUUUUUUUUCAUGUGUCUCUCUAUUGUUUGUCAUGUUUAUGAUUUUGCACUGAAUUGCACUGGAAUGAUCUGAAUUCUUUUGAACUAUACCCCAACUUUCUCAAACAACCUCACUGCUCAAUCAGUGUGUAACCAUAUCCAAUAUUGCUUGUGAUUGUGAACGUACGUAGAUGGCUAGAUGCAUGAGUUUUCAGUUGUUGUUUUUUUUAUUAACAGUCUGUGUCUUGGGUUGUCUUUACGUAUAGUCCUCCAUUGGAGUGGACGGUUGACUCAAACUGAAAAUCACGUCACAUCAACCGUUAUUGCCACAUUGGCAUCAUCGUAACAAUCCAUACAUCAUAGUGCCACACCAGAGUUGUAUAUCGUAUAAGUAGAAGUACUCUUGAGUCUUGCAGAUGUAAUUACACCACAAACAAUAGUAUGAUAUUACAAACUUGAAAUUAGGUUAUAUCAUACCACUAGUGCUGUAAUUACAUUGGCAAGAGUACUUCUACUUUAUACAGCUCUGGCCAUUACAUAAUCAUUAUACAGUACAGACAUCUUACACUAUUGCUAAUGAAUAUUAAACUCUACAAAACAAACAAGCUGUUUGCGCUGACAAAUGAGCAGUUCUUCUUUUCUUUCUCAUCCAAACAUGCCGUUUAAAAUAGCAGGGUGGACGCAGUUGUCAUCUACUUAAUUUAGAUGAGUUCACACUGCACACUCACUCAUUUGGUAUUUACAGUAUAGCAUUAACCUCAUCAGUAGGCCUAUCUAACUGCAGUAUAUCAUAUUACCAUGACUCUGGAUCACCCCAGAGCUAAUCUAAAGGUGUACAAAUAAACCACACAAAGCAUGUGUGUUGCUGUAUGUAUCCGUGCUUCAUGCCUCUAUGUGAUGGUGGAGGAUUCAAACUCGCUUUUCUCACAUAUAGGUCAUUCAUGUGCCAAAUACAGGCUAAUAUCUAAUAGGCCAAUUGUACUUCAGAUGCAUUUAGCCUACUACAUCCGGGCAUGUUAUGUUAUGGCUGCUCUACUAACAUCUGCUGAAAGACUUUGAUGCCAUAGCUUCCUCAGUGUGACUUUUAUCAUGUCAAUAUAUCACCAUGUAUUCCCCAGCUCUGUAAUAACCAAAGUGAUACUGAUUUGGUCUAUGUACAAUAGCUAGUAUUGCAAGCUGUAGCCUACCCGCAAACAUAGCAUUCAUCUAUCAUCAAACCAUCACUAAUAGCCUGAUUUCAGAUAGACAUAUAGUAUAGUAGAUCAGUAGCCUAAAGUCAACUUUUUGGAUGCAGUUGGAUUACGUUACAGGCUAUACUUUACUUGCUGUCAUCAUGUAGACUUCCUCACAAAGUGCACUUAUAAUUUCAUGAUACUAACUAAGUACAGGGGUGACAUGAGGCUUGAAUGCUGGUGUCAUCCUUCAGGUAGAGAGAUAUCAGGUGUUAAAUUCUGAUGUGAUGCCAUAUUGGUAGAAGGUAGAUUUCAGCUGUAUUUCCUCAUCUUGGUAGCUAUUGCCUUCUAUCUUCAUUGUCCUGUCAUGGAUGGGGUCAGCUCUAUGUUCCCACAACCCAUUGGUACCACAGCCCAAUGGUCCCACAGCCGAAUUUUCCCACAGCUUAUCCCUGUUGCUCCAUGUGAUGUGGGAGCAGGGCCGGAUUAAGAUCUCCUGGGGCCCCUAGGCUACAGUUUGCUUUGGGGCCCCCUGGAAGUCAAAUGUCACGACAGAUUUACAUAGGCAGUGUCAUAAUUACAAUCUAGGAAAUAAAGGUAACAUAUCUGCCAAGUGUACUCAACAUGACAGAUACAAUUUUGCAAUAUUGCAUCUUGUCACAAUUAAUUUUUUUUCCACUUUUGGCCAGUCAGGGGCCCCCUGGCAGGUGGGGGCCCCUAGGCUGCAGCCAUAUCUAGCCUGUGCGUUAAUCCGGCCCUGUGUGGGAGGACUAAUGGGCUGCGGAAACAUAGACACGUUCCAGUCAUGGAUUAUCAAUCAAAGCUCCCACUUGUUACAAGUAAAGGUGAUGUUGGAUUGCUUGUACUGUAUUUUCAGAUUUCUGCUGCACUUGCUCUGUCACACUGAUGUCUUGAAAUUCUCCUGCUUCAUAUCUAUUUGGCCUCGUCUGUGUAGGCUAUAAUAUUAACACUUUAGACUUUGUAUGUGCACUAUUUCGAUUCCAGUGUGACCCUGUAAUAAAGUGAUUGUUUUGAAAUGAA
Molecule: messenger RNA, 6003 nt
Organism: Engraulis encrasicolus (European anchovy)
Lineage: Eukaryota; Metazoa; Chordata; Actinopteri; Clupeiformes; Engraulidae
Exons: 2
Coding region: 622-2676 (684 amino acids)
Biological process (GO): protein homooligomerization
Cellular component (GO): membrane
Source: RefSeq, a predicted model, not a curated record